Messenger RNA from Knipowitschia caucasica, 2688 nucleotides. The record is from the annotation of a GenBank genome assembly. Lineage: Eukaryota; Metazoa; Chordata; Actinopteri; Gobiiformes; Gobiidae.
AUGCCGCGGCUGCUGCUGCUGCUGCUGCUGAUGGAGAUCGCGGCGGGCGUCACGUUCCAGGGCUUCUACCUGCCGCCCGUUAACGAGUCCGCGCCCGCGCGCAGGACGGACGGCGUGGUGCGGACCAUAGACCGGAUCUACCACGGCGGAGGGAGGGUGGGGUACCUGCUGUACAUGGACGGCACGCGUUUCCAACUGGACUUGGAGCGGGACGAGCUGCAACGCGUGCACGCACCCGUGCCGCGGGAGUGCGCGUACCGGGGCACGGUGGACUCCCGCGCGGAGAGUCUCGCGGUGCUGAACCUGUGCGGAGGGGGCCUCGAGGGAUACUUCGCGGUGGAGCACGCGCGCUACUCCAUCACUCCUAUAGUGCGCGCCACAGGGCACGAGCAUGACGCGCGUGCGCUGCAGGACAGGGACGCUGAGCGCGCACUGCACGUGUACACGCGCGAGAGCUUCAGCUUUGAAGCGGCUCGGGACGCGCGGGAAAGUUGUGGCACAAGGGACUCACGCAGAGGACGCAGGCACGCGCGGCGGAGGAAGAACAGACGCGCUGCACGCGCUCAUGCCGUGUCUGGCGCUCCUGUCGCGCGGAACAGAUGGAGUGAGUUUGUUGCCGCUCCUGUGCCGCGCGGCAGACGCUCCGUGUCCAGAGCGCGGCACGUGGAGCUGCUGCUGGUCGCGGACGAGUCCAUGACGCAGAAGUACGGGAAAGAGCUACGUCACUACCUCCUGACACUCGCAUCCAUUGCGUCCAAACUCUACGGCCACGCGAGCAUCGAGAACCCAGUGCGUCUGUCCGUGGUCAACGUCAUGACCGUGACGCAGAAGGAGCGCGGACUGGACGUCAGCAAGAACGCGGCCGCGACGCUCAAGAGCUUCUGCAGGUGGCAACACGCACACAACGCCGCGCACGACGAGCACGCGCAGCACCACGACGCCGCCAUCCUCUUCACCAGGCAGGACUUGUGCGGUCACCACUCCUGCGACACUCUGGGCAUGGCGGACGUGGGCACCAUCUGUUCCCCUGAGAGGAGCUGUGCGGUGAUCGAGGACGAUGGUCUCCACGCUGCUUUCACCGUCGCUCACGAGAUCGGUCACCUCUUGGGUCUCUCUCAUGACGACUCAAAGUUCUGUGAGGAGCGUUUUGGAGUCAACAGCGACAAGAGGCUGAUGUCUUCCAUCCUGACUUCCAUCGACGCCUCCAAACCAUGGAGCAAGUGCACCUCCGCCACCAUCACAGACUUCUUUGACGACGGAAAUGCCGAGUGCCUCCUGGACGUCCCUCGCCUCCCGCUCCUGGGACCCGAGGAGCUCCCUGGUCAGGCCUACGACGCGGUGAGACAGUGCAGGCUGGCGUUUGGGUCCGAGUACACGGUGUGUCCUGGUAUGGACGUGUGUGCCAGACUGUGGUGUGCGGUCGUACGGCACGGACAGAUGGUGUGUCUGACCAAGAAGCUGCCGGCGGUGGAGGGGACGCCAUGUGGGAAGGGACGCAUCUGCCUCCAGGGGAAGUGUGUGGACAAGACACGCAAGAGGCAUUACUCGACGUCGAACCACGGGGCCUGGAGCUCCUGGGGGCCCUGGGGAUCCUGCUCCCGCUCGUGUGGGGGGGGAGUGCAGUUCGCCCAGAGACUUUGCAACAACCCACCCCCUAGGAACAACGGCCGGUACUGCACCGGGAAGAGGGCAGUGUACCGGUCCUGCAACGGGAACCCCUGCCCUGUCAAUGCUAAAAGUUUCCGUGAGGAGCAGUGCGAGGUGCGUAACGGCCCUCAGACCGACCCCAAAGGAGUGAAGACGUUUGUGGAGUGGGUCCCGAAAUACGCAGGCGUCCUUCCCAGAGACAUGUGCAAACUGACCUGCCGAGCCAGAGGGACUGGGUACUACGUGGUCUUCUCCCCGAGGGUGACAGAUGGGACAGAGUGUCGUCCGUUCAGCAGUUCAGUGUGUGUUCGGGGAAAGUGUGUGAGAACGGGCUGUGACGGAAUCAUCGGCUCCAAACUUCAAUACGACAAAUGUGGGAUCUGUGGAGGAGACAGCAGUGGCUGUGUGCGCGUCGCUGGCAACUUCACCAAGAAGAGUAAGGGCUACACAGACGUGGUGAAGAUUCCAUCCGGUUCCACCCACAUCAAAGUCCGUCAGCACAAGGCCAAAGACCAGACCCGAUACUCUGCGUACCUCGCCGUCCGCAAGCCCAACUCAGACUACCUCCUCAAUGGGAAGUUCAUGAUCUCCACCUCAGAGACCAUCGUCCCGGUCAAUGGCUCCGUCCUGAACUACAGCGGCUGGAGCCAACGCGACGAGUGGCUUCACAGCAUGGGCCCAGGUGCAAUCCAGGAACCAAUCACCAUCCAGAUCCUCGCCACGGACGCCAAGAAGCCGCUGGAUAUCCGCUACAGCUUCUACAUGCCCAGACGGACCAAUCCCGCAGCCAAGACUACUUCAACGACCACUACUAUGACUACUACUACUACAACUACUAUGUGGAAUAUUCCAGUGACAACUCCACAACCAGGGCCUCAGUGGGUGACCGGGUCUUGGAUGACCUGUUCGAGGACUUGCGACACUGGUUGGCAAAGCAGGACGGUGCAGUGUAAAGACCCAGAGGGGAAGCUGUCUAAAGGUUGCACGCUCGGAGCCAGACCUUCUGCGUUCAGACACUGCCUCGUCAAGAAAUGUCCUUGA